This is a messenger RNA of Histoplasma capsulatum G186AR, 1683 nucleotides long. Its product is annotated as acetyl-coenzyme A synthetase. Bases 1 to 1683 code for a protein of 560 amino acids. Gene Ontology annotation, molecular function: fatty acid ligase activity; fatty-acyl-CoA synthase activity. Gene Ontology annotation, biological process: acyl-CoA metabolic process; fatty acid biosynthetic process. The transcript has 4 exons. NCBI's taxonomy places the organism in Eukaryota, Fungi, Ascomycota, Eurotiomycetes, Onygenales, Ajellomycetaceae. The record is from RefSeq and is a predicted model, not a curated record.
AUGGAGUUACAUGCAGCGAAAGAACUUCCACAAUGUCCUGAAUACUUCAACUUUGCUUACGAUGUCGUCGAUAAAUGGGCUGCGCAGUUGCCAUCGCUUCAGGCAAUGCUCUGGGUUGACCAGCAGGGCAAAGAUCCACAAUCUCUCGAUUUUGCGCAUUUCUCCCGCCAGUCAAAUCGCGCCGCGGAAUUGUUAGUUAGACUUGGAGCUCGUAGAGGGGAUCGAUUGAUCAUUGUCCUCCCUCGGGUUCCAGCAUGGUGGGAAAUUGCGACCGCUGCGAUUCGCAUUGGCAUUGUGGUCUGUCCAUGCACCGUACUGGCUGUAGCACAUGAUAUUAAGUAUCGUGCGGAGGCAUCCAAGGCUUCCAUAUUUGUUGGGGACACUGUUAGUAUCUCCAAGUUCAAGGCCAUCCAACACGAAUGUCCCGAUAUUCGAACAAUUCUUCAGGCAGCAGGUUCCCCGCUUGUGGACGAACUCCAGUAUUCUGCUGAGCUGGAGAAGAUACCGAAGCACUUUGUCUUUAAAGAUACGUUACCGAAAACUAAAUGGUCGGACCCAUCCGUCAUUUAUUUUACGUCGGGUACAACCGGUAUGCCGAAAAUGGUUCUGCAUAAUCAGGUUUCUUACCCUUUAGGUUGGGCGAAGGCAGCAUGGGCAUGGUUCGCUGCUUGGAGUUGUGGAGCAGCUCUCUUUGUCCAAGAGACCGUCGGCCCUUUCAAUGCCGAGAGUGCUCUUGAUAAUCUGCACAACUAUCCCAUUACCACCCUUUGCUCCCCUCCCACCGCUUAUCGGCAGUUUGUGCUUCCCUCAAGGCGCAAGUACUUUUCCCAAAGGCCUCCAUUGGCGCUGGAGCAAUGUGUUGGGGCAGGAGAGCCGCUGAACGACGAGGUAAUUCGCAUCUGGGAAGAUAUGAGUGGCAUAAAAAUUCGUGAUGGGUACGGCCAAACUGAAACUACUCUUGUUUGCGGAAAUUUGAAAGGGGCCAAGGUCAAGUAUGGGUCAAUGGGCCUCCCGGUCCCUGGUGUGCCCUUGACUGUUGUGGACGAGAAAGGCGAUGAAUCCCCAUCAUUCCAGGAGGGUGAAAUUGCCAUUGCAACAACGACAAGCUCUGGCGUUAGAACCAUUAAUAUCUUUUCCGGUUAUCUGAGUCCAGAUGGAAAAGUUACAUUGCCCCAACGGAAAUGGAAAAGCUGUUAUUGGUAUCUCACAGGAGAUAGAGCUUAUAAGGAUGAAGAUGGUUACCUUUGGUUUGUCGGUCGGUCAGAUGAUGUUAUAAACUCAUCCGGGUACAGGAUUGGUGAGUCGCGAGUCCCUGCGGCCAGAUUGGUAUGGAACAACAACGGCGAUAUUGAUAUUCUUUCAGGUCCAUUUGAAGUCGAGUCCGUCCUCAAGAAGCACCCUGCAGUUGUUGAAUCCGCUGUAGUGGCGUCCCCAGAUCCCGAUCGUGUCGAGGUUGUCAAAGCCUUCAUUGUUUUGCAAGACAGUUUCAAGUCACGCAAUCCUGAUUCCCUGGUAACUGAGCUUCAGGAGUUUUGUAAAAAGCAAACUGCCCCUUACAAGUACCCUCGACGGAUCCAGUUUGUAGAGCCGAGUUUCCUGCCCAAGACAAUUAGUGGAAAGAUUAAAAGAGCGGAACUAAGGGCUUUAGAGAGGAGGGUCAUAACGAGAGGGGCAAGGAUAUGA